CGAGCAGAGAGUGGUUUUUCGGGUUCAUCCGACUUCUGUCGGCCGCUCCGAGUUUACUGUAUUGUAAAAAAAAAAAAAAAAAAAAAAAAAAAAGCUGCUGCUGCUGUGUGAAUCCGUAGAGGAGGCGGAGGAAGGGGGGUCCGAGUAGCCAAAUUUCUCCCCUGAUAGUGGACACAUCCGGAGUCCCCACGAUCGUAAUUUAAAAGCACGCUGUGUCUUUUAGGAACGCAAGAGUUUUAGAUGUAUAUAUUUUUAAAUUAAUUUAUGUCGUUUCGCUUAGUUUAUGCUUUACGUUAACACGCUGGGAGGGCAGAAAUGGCGGCCAACAUGUACCGGGUCGGAGAUUAUGUCUUCUUUGAAAACUCCUCCAGUAACCCUUACCUGAUCCGUCGGAUAGAAGAACUCAACAAGACCGCCAGCGGGAAUGUCGAGGCCAAGGUGGUUUGUUUUUACAGAAGGAGAGACAUCUCGCACAGCCUCAUCCAGCUCGCAGAUAAACAUGCAAAGGAGCUGGAAGAAGAGAAGGAGAGCCCAACAGAGGCAGACCUCACAGACAAACAGAAACACCAGCUUCGCCACAGAGAGCUCUUCCUCUCCCGACAGUACGAGAGUCUACCUGCGACACACAUCAGGGGGAAGUGCAGCGUCGCAUUAUUGAACGAGACUGAAGCCGUUCUUUCAUACCUUGACAAAGAGGACACUUUCUUCUACUCGCUGGUGUACGACCCGACCCAGAAGACCCUGCUGGCCGACAAGGGAGAGAUCAGAGUUGGGCCGCGAUUUCAGGCAGACGUACCCGAAAUGCUGCAAGAGGGAGAGCCAGAUGACCGGGACCAGUCCAAACUAGAAGAGAAGCUCUGGGAUCCAGAGUGUCCUCUGACCGACAAACAGAUCGAUCAGUUCUUAGUGGUGGCGCGGGCGGUCGGCACCUUCGCCCGAGCGCUGGACUGCAGCAGCUCGGUCCGACAGCCAAGUCUGCACAUGAGCGCGGCUGCAGCCUCUCGAGACAUCACACUGUUCCACGCCAUGGACACGCUGCAUCGCCACAAUUACGACCUGUCCAGCGCCCUGAGCGUGCUGGUGCCGGCCGGCGGCCCCGUGCUCUGCAGGGACGAGAUGGAGGAGUGGAGCGCCUCGGAAGCGGCCAUGUUUGAAGAGGCACUGGAGAAAUAUGGGAAAGACUUCAACGACAUCCGACAAGACUUUCUGCCAUGGAAGUCCCUGACCAGCAUCAUAGAGUACUACUACAUGUGGAAGACCACAGACAGAUACGUGCAACAGAAGAGACUGAAGGCAGCUGAGGCAGAAAGCAAGCUGAAGCAGGUUUAUAUCCCCACAUACAACAAACCCAACCCAAACCAGAUCUCAAUGACCAACGGCAAGAUGGCGACCGUGAACGGGGCGGGGCCCGGGGCCUUCCACGCGGCGGGAGGCGGCAGAGCCUGCGAGAGCUGCUACACCAUGCAGUCGGCCCAGUGGUACUCGUGGGGACCUCCCAACAUGCAGUGCCGCCUGUGCGUCUCCUGCUGGAUGUACUGGAAGAAGUACGGCGGUCUGAAGAUGCCGAGCAGAGCCGAGGCCCCAGAGGAGAGGACCUCCCCGAGUCCUGCGAUCAAUGAGCCCCGCUCCAGGAGUCACGUUCCCCGCCAGUCCAACCACAUGGUACCGAUGAGGAACAGCGGCAGCCCCAAGUCCUCCAUGAAGACCAAGCAGGCCUUCCUGCUGCAGGCCACCCGCCUCACCAAACUGGCCCGGCACAUGUGCCGGGACAUCAUCAGGCUGCGCCGUGCCGCGCGCCGGCCCUUUGUCCCCAUUAACUGCGGGGCCAUAAAGGCAGAGUAUAUGUUAAGGGUGUCGGAAGGGCAGGGGACCCGGCUACCCAAAACCAGAGCGGCCCAACGGAGCACGCUGACCAGUGUCCUGCAGUUUCUAGAGUCUCGUCCCAUGGCUCACGCCCCUCGCUCCCACCGCACCGCCGGCCUGCAGACGCCUCCCCCUCGCCGCCUCCUCUCCUCUCUCCCCCACGGCCCCCACGGCAUGCUGGGGAAGCGCAGCUACCACCACCACAGCGCUGCUGCUGAGUCGGAGAGGCGCUCAGAGAACCCUGGAUCAGCAGGAGGACCUCUCUUGCACAACGGCCGCAGCAGCAGCAGCGGAAACACCAGAGGAGGAGUCAUGAUCCGCAAGAGACGCCCCAACUGGAUCGACGCCCCCGACGACAGCUUCUUCCUCGUCACCCGGGAGACCAGGAGGGCCCGGCGGCUGCUGUCCCGCUCCCAGUUGAGGCACGCCUGUCGACAGCCCUGUGAGCAAAUCACCCUGCGCAGGGCCUCCCACGCCCCCCCGCAGGGGCUGGUUCUGGCCCCUCCACACCCCCACCCCAGCUUAAGGAUGCGGGGACCCAUCGUCAUCCACGACUGAUCAAUCAAACUCGGACUCUCUGACCUCCACACUGCACCUCCAUACCAGUUCUUUAGAUACAUGCUCAGUUCUUUGGAAACUAUAAACACCGUUACAAGCCCUCACGAUGAUUAAACACGCUGUUUGGCAACAGAAGGAUGCGUUUAUGAGCCUUGAUGCAAUACAAACACAAACCUGACUGCAAACUGCUUCCUGUCUUUGACCCCAUUUAGGAGUUUAUUCCUAUCUGUUUAUACAAGUGCGUCUCAAUAAAUGUGAAUGUUUUACGAUAUUUAAAUUAAAAAAGUAAAUAUCUUUUUAUAGAUUCUUUACACACACGGUGAUAUAUUUAAACCAUCUGUUUCUGUCCAUUUCUGGAUUGUAGAUAAUGGCUGCCAACCUUUUUCCCUCCACUCAACUUUUAGGUAAUAUUCCUGCCUACAACACUGAACACCUGUUAAUUUUGUUGAUUUGGGCAAAAUGUUCAUUUUCUCAUCAAAUGUAAAUUUUGCAAAGAAAAAUUAUUUUUAAUGCAUAAAUGUUAUAUGGCUUACACAUUCAUGUGAAAGACUGGGGACGUGGUAGUUGUCCAGCAGACAGUCACUGAAACCCUCUGAAGCUGAUUGCUCGUCCAAGCAUAUUAAUGGAAAAUUGAGUGGAAGGAAAAACGUAAGUAACUAAAAGUCAUAGUCACUAAAAAUUAACAGAAAAAAAUCUAUUGGAAUGUGUCUGUGUGUAAUUAAUCUAUAUAAUCUGACUUUUCGAUGACCUUUUUUGUGAUAUUCUGAUUUGUUGAGAUGCACCUGUGUGCUGUAUAUGAGUGCAUGUGAGUGUGUGACUGAGAGCGUGUUUAUCCCAGUAACAUAAGGGGAUCUGUGUGCUGUUCCUAUUUUUAAUGGCUGGACAUAACGACAUGACUUUGUGCGAUUAUUUUUGUUUUCAUGGUGAAUUCUUGUGAAGUUUCAUCAGCUUGUAUAAUGUUAUUUGGGGAGGGGGUGGGGGGGGGGAUAAACAUGGGGUUGGAAAGGGAUUUUUCAAGGGUUGUCCUCACGAGGAGUCUUUUAAAAAGAGGCCGAUGUUCAGAGCUGACAUAAAGAAAAGAAAAAAACUGCAUCAUGCUGAGUUUGAAACAGCUUUUUAAGAACCGACUGCUUUAAAUUGGGUUUUUUCGUUUUUCUUGCUCACCUUGAAGUCUAAACAAACAGGGGGCAGUGUCAGAGAGCGAUAGAAGUAAAUUCAGUAAAACAAAAAGCAUUGUUUGGUUCAGCCUCUCACAGAAACCAGUGUAUAAUAAAUUGUAUAUCUCAUUGCAAAACUGUAAAUUCUUCUCAUCCGAUUUCUAUGGGUGGCUAUCCCUAACAUGAGUACUGAAGGACCUCAUUUGCAUCAAAAAAAGGGCAUGGACAUGUCAUACCUACCCUCAAGGCCACCUUUGCAGUGCCCUGCAAAAGUAAUCACACCCCUUGAACCUCCUCUCACUUUGUCAUGUUAAAAUCACAAACUUCAAUGUACUUCAUUUGGAUUUCCCUGUGAUAGAAAUUUCUCCCACCUGAGCUUCGGAUCACCGCAGCUCCUCCAGAUUUACCAUGGAUAACUUGGCUGCUUUCUCUGAUCUGAUCAAAGCUCUCCUUGCGGGAUUUUGUCACUUUAAUUUUGUCUGAAGCCAAUCGGUUUCACAGGAUUUUAUUUAGGGGAUCAGAUUUGAAAGGGGCUGAAUUAAUUUGCACGCCACACUUUUCAGAUUUUUAUUUUCCAUUUGGCACCAUUUAAUGCUGGCCUAUCACAUAAAACCCCAUUAAAAAUACAUGUCGUUGACAACAGACGAAUGGGUUCAAGACGUGUAAAUACUUUUGCAGGACACUGUACCUGCAACUUUAAGUGGCAAAAAAAAAAAACAACAUUUGCAGGUUUAUGAAGAGUUUUUCUCUGCUCUGCUUUUUGUUUCCUACGAGCAAACAGUCAGGUUUUACUCUGUUGCAGCGUUGCCUCCUGAAGUUGUCGGUCACCCCGUCCGGCCUUCAGGUGUGUCUAUUCUGAGUUUUGAAAACUGGCAUGUCUUCGACCGACAGGUCACAUGAUUUCCUCUCCUUCAUUCAGAAUGUUUCUGUUAGUGUUUUCCUGUCUGUCAUGUGUUGAAUUACGAAUAUGAUGAGAAUAAUAAAAAGGAAGAAAAAAACAAAAACAACCCACGA
Molecule: messenger RNA, 4592 nt
Organism: Fundulus heteroclitus (mummichog)
Lineage: Eukaryota; Metazoa; Chordata; Actinopteri; Cyprinodontiformes; Fundulidae
Gene: mta3
Product: metastasis associated 1 family, member 3
Exons: 19
Coding region: 316-2421 (701 amino acids)
Biological process (GO): negative regulation of transcription by RNA polymerase II
Cellular component (GO): NuRD complex; nucleoplasm
Molecular function (GO): transcription corepressor activity; transcription coactivator activity; sequence-specific DNA binding
Source: RefSeq, a predicted model, not a curated record